AUGCAAAAGGUCCCAAGGCCUUACCGUUGGGGCUUGGACUUGGCCUUCCGCUACCAGUACGUCUAUCGACACCGAGAGACCUGGAAUCAGAAGUCACCCUCCAGUGCCGAGGUGGUGAAGGUGGGGAAAGGGAGGAGAGUUGUUCCAACCAUUUUCUGGGUGAGACAUGCAGACACCGUUUCCUGGCAGGCUUUGGUUGCAGCAACGCCUGGGUCGAGAAGCAGCAGCCGGACUUGCAAGAGAUGCAGGUUCCAUGUUUGCUCAUCAACUCGCGAGACGAUCCCAUUUGCAUUUGGGAGAACGUGGAGGAGCACAAGUCAGCCAUUGAGAAGAAUCCAUUUUUGGCCUUGGCGGAGCUGCAGCGUGGAUCUCACGGCUGCAAGUUCGAUUUCUGGGGCUACAAUUCCGUUGGAAACCGCAUGA
Messenger RNA from Durusdinium trenchii, 423 nucleotides. NCBI's taxonomy places the organism in Eukaryota, Dinophyceae, Suessiales, Symbiodiniaceae. The record is from the annotation of a GenBank genome assembly.